Molecule: messenger RNA, 1050 nt
Organism: Rhipicephalus microplus (southern cattle tick)
Lineage: Eukaryota; Metazoa; Arthropoda; Arachnida; Ixodida; Ixodidae
Product: probable crossover junction endonuclease EME2
Source: RefSeq, a predicted model, not a curated record
AUGACGGAAGCUGAAAAAUGGGCGAGGGAGAAUGGCCGUCUUUUGAGCUCGAGCAGCCUGCCUGCUGCAACAGUGCCAUCAUCCGGCACUGUUACAGGUGUGGACGAAGGGACGGUGGCGGCACCGGCGUAUACGCAACUUAAGGCGAAGCGCGUACGCAUCACUCCCGAAGAGGGCGAGGCCCGCCGUGUCGCGAAGGAGCUCGAGAAUCAUCGCAAGGCCAUGGCCAUCGAAAUUGGGCGCGCCUCUAAGCCUGGGCACUGCAUGAAGUAUGUGACAGUGGUGUUGGACUCCCGGCUAAUGGACGACAAGGCCUCGCUCCAGCUGAUGUGCGAGACGCUAGAGCAGGCGAAGAUCCGAGCUGAAAUGCAGACACUACCUGUAGAGCGUGCCGUCUGUUGGAAGCGCACUGCACUGUCUCUAAAUGAGGAUGACUGCGUGCUGUUCAGGGAUCAGGUGGAAGAAAGGGACGUAAUGGUGGUGCUUCCCUGGGACCAAUUUUUGCACCUGGUCGCUUCCCAGAGGCAGGACUCGUCAGUGAGUACACAGACAUCUCUCAGCGAGCACAUGAUGAGCAUCAACGAAGUCUAUCCCAACAGGCAGCUCACCUAUGUCGUCUAUGGGCUGGAGAAAUACUUCAACAGAGAUGUGCUUACGCAGCAGAAGAGUCUAGCCAACGCAGAAUACCGAGCCCUGGUGUUGGGCUCGCAGCCAGCAGUUCGCAGGCGCAAGCCAGGUGUCUACGACGGAGUGCCCCUGUCUCGCAACGACAUCCAGGAGACGCUAGUGCCACUGCAGCUGGACAGUGGCAUCACCGUGGCAACAAAGGAGAGCAUAGAAGAGCUAACCGAAUACCUGGCCAAGUUCACUCGUGCACUGGCCGAGCGACCACAUAGGGAGGCCAAGCAAAGCCGUCCACUGCAACAUCUGGCGCCUGGCUCACUCUCCAAGCACGACAGCCUCAGGCGCACCUGGCAGGCACAGCUGGAGCAGUUUGCCAGCGUCAGUAGAGACGUGGCCAAGGCCAUCGUCUGCGAGUACCCACCGUGA